Messenger RNA from Brassica rapa (field mustard), 986 nucleotides. RefSeq names its product membrane-anchored ubiquitin-fold protein 3. Gene Ontology annotation, molecular function: protein binding. The record is from RefSeq and is a predicted model, not a curated record. Lineage: Eukaryota; Viridiplantae; Streptophyta; Magnoliopsida; Brassicales; Brassicaceae.
GAAAAAAAAGAAGAAGAAGAAGAAAACGACGUCGGUUGAGUUGAGAAGAAAAAGGAAAGUUGGGGAUGAGAAAGAAGUUCGUAAAAGGGAAGUUGGAUAUUUGGUGGACUCUUCAUCUUUCCUCUUCCUCACCUCAUCAAAAGAUCCGAACCCGAAACUCUCUCGAGAGAAACACAGAGAGAGGAAGAGCCUACUGUUCUAUUCCAACUGUUUCAGAUCUGAACGAUUUUGUCUGAAAAGUCUGUUCCUUUGAGAAUCAGGAUAAGUAAUCGGAGCUGGGUUUAGCGUUUAAGGAAGUUUCAAAGUCAACGGAUAUGCCGGAGGAGGAGUCGGUAGAUAUCAAAUUCAGGCUCUACGAUGGCUCCGACAUCGGACCCUUCCACUACUCGUCUUCCUCGACCGUCGACUUUUUGAAGCAAAGGGUCGUCUCUGAUUGGCCCAAAGGCAAAACAGUUGUUCCGAAAGGGAUAAACGAAGUGAAGUUGAUUAGUUCGGGUAAGAUAUUGGAGAAUAGCAAGACUGUUGGUCAGUGUAAGACACCCUUUGGAGAGGUUGCUGGUGGAGUCACUGUGAUGCAUGUUGUUGUACAGCCUUCUCUUGCCAAAACUAAAACAGAGAAAAAAGUCGAUAAAGCACCCAAGGCGGUUAUAUGCACAUGCACCAUUUUGUGAAAGGAGCAAGACAUGUAUCAUACAUACCAAUCUCAAUUCUUCAAGUACAGAAGAAAACAAAAAGUUAAGUAAAGUAAAAGUAAAGCUUCCCCUUUUAAGCUGUGGAGUAUCAUCAUCAUAACCUCGAAAUCAAAGCUUUGAACGUGUAGAAAAUGAUUUAGAUUCUUUUGAAUUACCCAUCAUCUGUUGUUGUCCCUUGUUUGUUUUUGUCCACACUAUCUGGUAUACUUCAUUCGUGUCUGUACUGUAAUAAACGGAAGUUGUAUAGGUUACUUUAGCUCGAAAAUGAUUGUGUGAUGAAGAUGAUUAUGUAUC